Messenger RNA from Pangasianodon hypophthalmus (striped catfish), 1127 nucleotides. RefSeq names its product H-2 class II histocompatibility antigen, I-E alpha chain-like. The transcript is spliced from 5 exons. NCBI's taxonomy places the organism in Eukaryota, Metazoa, Chordata, Actinopteri, Siluriformes, Pangasiidae. Gene Ontology annotation, cellular component: MHC class II protein complex; membrane. The record is from RefSeq and is a predicted model, not a curated record. The coding region runs from base 101 to 808 and encodes 235 amino acids. Gene Ontology annotation, biological process: positive regulation of T cell activation; immunoglobulin production involved in immunoglobulin-mediated immune response; immune response. Gene Ontology annotation, molecular function: MHC class II protein complex binding.
UGUUCAGUGUGUGUGUGUUCAGUGUGUGUGUGUGUUCAGAGACAAGUGCCUUCAUCUGAGCUGCUGAGUUACUGCUACUGAGUUCAUCCUACACUUCAGGAUGAAAUUAUUUCUCCUCUUUUUCACACUGAUGUGUGUGAAGGACACUGAAGCACAGAUUAAACUCCACCAUGUGCAAAUGGCCGCAUGCUCAGACUCGGAUAAGGAGUUUAUGUUAGGGGCCGAUGAAGAGGAGACGUUUUAUGCAGAUUUUGUGAAGAAGCAGAUGGUGAAUGUGCUGCCUCCGUUCGCUGAUCCGGGUGAGUUACCCGGAGGAUACGAGACCGCCAAGACUCAGAUCGGCGUCUGCCAAGCAAACUUAAAGGUGUUUAUAAAAGACUUUAAAGACCAGCCCGUGGCACAGGAUGCCCCACAAAGCUCCAUCUAUCCUAGUGAUGAUAUACAGCUGGGAGCCCAGAACACACUCAUCUGCCACUUCACACGAUUCUUCCCUCCACCUGUCCGUGUGCGCUGGACCAAAAACAACAUGGAUGUGACGGACAAAUCCACACUCAGCCAGUACUACCUGAAUAAGGACAACACCUACAACCAGUUCUCCCACCUGCCCUUCACUCCACAGGAAGGAGACGUUUACACCUGCACGGUGGAGCACAAGGCCCUGCAGAUACCCGACACCAAGACAUGGGAGGUGGAUGUGGAGCUUCCCAGUGUGGGUCCGGCUGUGUUUUGUGGAGUGGGUCUGGCUGUAGGACUGCUCGGAGUCGCUACUGGAACUUUCUUCCUCGUUAAAGGAAACCAGUGCAACUGAAGCUUCAGCCAGAAGUAAAGAGAUCACAGAAGGUUUAGAUUCCUACCAAGAAGUCUCAUUUUGAUUUUUUUCACCAAAGAAACUGUACAUCCACUAGAGUUUAAUUCAUCUGUUAAAGCAUUUAAGGUUUUUUUAUAUAUAAAGUUUUUAAUCUGUUCCACUGUACACCUGUGUGUUAGAUUUCUAAACUCACUGCACAAAUCUGUAAGUCUUUCUUUUCCAAUGUAUAUAAUGUCUAAUUAAUGUUAGAAGAGAGAAUGCACAUGAAAAGGAAUGAGUGCUUGCAAAGAAUAAAAGAAAUAAACUUUAUUCACAUGAA